Messenger RNA from Brenthis ino (lesser marbled fritillary), 1185 nucleotides. The record is from the annotation of a GenBank genome assembly. NCBI's taxonomy places the organism in Eukaryota, Metazoa, Arthropoda, Insecta, Lepidoptera, Nymphalidae.
AUGUCUUCAAAUAUAGAGCUCCCACCUCAUAUAUUGGAACUCCAAAAACAAUUUUCUGUUAUCGAGGAUAUAAAUGAUCCCACCUUGAUAGAUACUAUUAUUACAUACCUGGAACAAAUUCAAGCCGAAGAUGAAAAUUUUUUUGAGACUCUUGUAGAAAAACGACAUGAAAUGAUUGUAACUUGGGAACAGCCAUGGUAUCAACAAUCUAACCGCAUAAGUAGACCAUUAAAAGAACCAGACAAUGAUGAUUUAGAAAAAUUUAGAACUGAUACAAUAUGUUUAGAAGAAAGUAACAAAAUUCAUAAAAACUGGAAGAAAUUUCGCAAGAUUUUUGGUAUACCAAACAAACCAGAAUGUUUAGCAAGAUGGAGAAAUAAGGAUAAAAGUAAAAAUCCUAAUGCACCAGAAGAAUUUGUCAGGAGAUUUGUAAUUGCAUUUUUAGCACGAGGCCUAGAAAGGACUCUUCAUCAGGUCUAUAAACAUGUCAUUGUUCGAUAUGGUAGUCCAGUUAAAGGAGCUUACUUAGAAUAUGAAGAUAAUAUAAUGAACAUAUGCCUUCGUUAUUAUAGAAAAAAUACAGUUCCAGAUUUAUCUGCUAUACUUGGUCGUGAACCAAGAGGGCUUUAUAAAAAGUUUCUACAGAAAAUGAAUGGAACACGAGAAAGAAAAAAACUUAGAUGGACUUUACCAUUGGCUACAAAAUUUCUAAAUUUACUAAUGAAAUAUUCUAAUGAAACCCUAGAUAAUUUGAUAAACAAGAGAUUUGAAAAAUCAAUAUGGCUGAAACUAGAAGAGGAUUUUGAUCAAAAUUAUAUCUGCUUGCAAUUGUUUUGGUAUAGAUACCUACAUGUCCAGCUGUUUGUUAAAUAUGAUGUAACAAUAAGGAAACUUCGAAAAAUUACAUUAAAAAAAUUAAGACAUCGUCCUUAUAAAGUAUGGGGAGACAUAAGGUGGAAAGAAAUCCUGAAGGAAUUUCCUGAAGGCUUUACUCAUCUAUUUUUAUAUAGAAUAUGUGGAAAAGUUUUUAAUAAAUAUCCUGGCUAUCGAAAAGAUCCUAUACAGGAUGUGAUUGAAUAUGGGCUAAGGAAAACAAAAUCAAUUCGCAAUAAACGAUUAAAAACAUUAGUACUAAAUAAAGAUAAAGAAUUAGAAGUUAUCAAAUAUGAAGACAAAUUAUGUAUU